UGGCCAUACCUGAGCGAAUCCUCCCUAAAUGUUCGCGGACUAUGUGGAGAUACGUUUCCAGAGGAUCACGGUUUAUUAAUGUAAAAGCAUUCCGUACGGAUUUAGGAUUUUAAUCAGUCGUCUGCAAGAAGUGCGCGUCAUGCCCGGAGAGGAGCUUCAGAGCGCCGUAUUACACCUCAAUGUCAGCACUGUCGUUGUGGCCUUGGUUGCUUUCAGCGCUUUUUACUAUGCGCUGCAUAAACUUAAAAGCAGCCGAGAUUUCUCCAACAUUCCUCCCGGUCCUAAACCGUGGCCUCUGGUAGGCAACUGUGGACAUUUUCUGAUUCCAGGUUUUAUUUUAAAAUGGUUAAGAAAGUGUCACGGUGGAAACGACGAGACAAAAGACUCUUCGCCAGUAUUGCCACAAGUUAUUCUAAUGGAACAAUCCAAACUAUACGGCAAUAUGUACAGCAUUUUUGUUGGAAGUCAACUGGUUGUUAUAUUAACGGGCUAUGAAAUCGUCCGGGACGCUCUUGCAAACCGAGCAGACGUGUUUUCCGACAGACCCGAUGUCCCCAUCAUUACAAUUAUGACAAAACGUAGAGGAAUAGUGUUUGCUCCCUAUGGUUCCGUGUGGAGACAGCAACGGAAAUUCUGCCACGCAACCUUAAGGAAUUUUGGGCUGGGCAAACUGAGCUUGGAGCCUUGCAUCCAAGAGGAAUUGGCGUUUGUUAAGACGGAGUUACUGAGACUUAGCAAAGACGCAAGCGGUUCGGCAUUAAACCCGGCUCCUCUCGUCAGCAAUGCGGUUUCCAACGUGAUCUGCUCCAUUAGUUUUGGACGUCGCUUUGACCACAAGGACCAAGAGUUCCGCACGUUGCUCGACCUCAUGGCCAGGGGAUUGCAGAUCAUUGUUGACGGUCCGGCUGUCCUAAUCAACGUUUGCCCCCUGCUUUAUUACCUACCAUUUGGUAUCUUCAAGGAAAUCCGCAAAGCGGAGGCAGAUAUCACCGUUUUCCUGAAGGGUAUCAUCGCCCAGCACAGCUCCAGUCUGGAUCCGGACAAUCCGCGCGACCUCAUCGACAUGUACCUGGUGGAGGUGGCUCAGCAGAAGGAGAGAGUAGGAGCUGGAGAGACCAGCUUUUCUGAGGAUUACCUCUUUUAUAUCAUCGGUGACCUCUUCGUCGCCGGGACUGACACCACCACCAACACCAUACUCUGGACGCUCCUGUACAUGUGCAUGUACCCAGAUAUUCAAGAGAAGGUUCAAGUGGAGAUUGAUUCGGUGAUAGGGCCAGACAGGGUCCCAUCACUGACAGACAAGGCUAGACUGCCCUUCACAGAGGCCACCAUCAUGGAGGUACAGAGAAUGACAGUGGUGGUCCCUUUGGCCAUACCCCACAUGGCUUCACAGACUACAGUGUUCCGCAACUACACCAUACCGAAAGGCACAGUGAUUCUUCCCAAUCUCUGGUCAGUCCACCGAGACCCCACAGUGUGGGACAACCCAGACAUUUUCAAUCCCUGCAGAUUCCUGGACAAGAACGGACAACUUCUAAGAAGAGAAUGCUUUAUUCCGUUUGGCAUAGGUCGUAGGGUCUGCAUGGGCGAGCAGCUGGCCAAGAUGGAGCUCUUCUUGAUGUUCUCCACCCUGAUGCAAGCAUUCACCUUCAGACUCCCAGAGGGUCUCCCACCGCCACCCAUGCACGGAAGAUUCGGCCUAACGCUGGCCCCAUGUCCGUACACGGUCUGUGUGACUCCACGCUGAGCCCUAGUGACACAUCACGGCUAAGGUCCAAAAAGGCCUUUAUAUCUGUAAUGAGGGUGGGUGGAAGUGGGACACUGUGAAGAAACCUGUUGUAUCCUGUAGAAAGGUUGCAGUUUUCAUUCCCUGGCAGAGUGCAGCCGGUCCUGUUUCUUCUGACAUUUCAUUCUCCAUUCUCUUACAGUGUGUAAUUGUGAGAAUUAACAUAGGCUCAUUUCAAGUUCACACAUAAUGCAAUGAAAGGAAAGAGCAAGAAAAAAGUAUUAAAAUU
Megalops cyprinoides (Indo-Pacific tarpon) is the source of this 2015-nucleotide messenger RNA. Its product is annotated as cytochrome P450 2U1-like. Lineage: Eukaryota; Metazoa; Chordata; Actinopteri; Elopiformes; Megalopidae. The record is from RefSeq and is a predicted model, not a curated record. Gene Ontology annotation, biological process: xenobiotic metabolic process. The coding region runs from base 140 to 1747 and encodes 535 amino acids. Gene Ontology annotation, cellular component: cytoplasm; intracellular membrane-bounded organelle. The transcript has 5 exons. Gene Ontology annotation, molecular function: heme binding; oxidoreductase activity, acting on paired donors, with incorporation or reduction of molecular oxygen, reduced flavin or flavoprotein as one donor, and incorporation of one atom of oxygen; iron ion binding.